Seminavis robusta is the source of this 3677-nucleotide messenger RNA. The record is from the annotation of a GenBank genome assembly. NCBI's taxonomy places the organism in Eukaryota, Bacillariophyta, Bacillariophyceae, Naviculales, Naviculaceae.
CACCCGACACUUCGGUCCACCACCUCAUCCUUGGAUGGGUGGCUCUCCCGGAUUCCUGUCCGUCAGUCUCCUUAUGGUCGGCUCCCUGUUAACUCAUACUCUCCGUUCUGUAGAAUCUAUUCAUUCCCUGUCUGGGAAGGUGGGCGAUUCCUAAAUGCAGAAUCGGAUCGAAUCCAGUCGAAUCGAAUCGAAUCAGAAUCUGCCGUUGCCUGCCAAGGACGCAACGACACACGACACCUUGCCCAUCAUCCAUCCAAAGAUCAAAGAUCCACCCCAGUUUCCCAACUCUCAACACCUUUUCCUGACACUCAAGUAGUAUCAGGUAGUCCGUCGCUGCAGUCUAACACCUUUUGUGUUCAUUGGAACACCGUCUCUACUGAGUGGAGCCAAAGGAUUUGCCGUUGAAUCAGGCUCCAAACACCUUUUGUCCAAUCCUCGUUUUUUUCACCACGGUACAUCGGAUUGAUCGCCCUAUCAGGUAGAAAGAUCCAUGUCGUUGGGCAGCUGUAGUUUGGAAAGCUGGUCGAUUUCUUCGCUUGAGAAAACUGCAUCCAAAAUCCUCAAGGCUCAUAAAAUAGAGACGACCUGAACUGAAAGAGCUCGCUCCAGAUUUACCACAGUUCAACUCUUUGAACUGUGGCAAGCAGGAUAUCGAUUAAUUGAGUUGGAAUUCAACCACGAUACGAGGACACCAAUCUGUUAUCAUGUCUGAAGAAGGUGACACCACACAGCCACGUUAUCGUGGAGGAUUCUCCAGUUCGAUUUGGGAUGGUCUCUUUGAGAAUCAUGACGAGAUCCACUCGGAUUGCUGUGCUCUAACUUGCUGUGGAAUCUUGCUUUAUGAUCGAAGUGCGUAUCUUCUGACGGACCAGCGGCCCUCCUGGAAAGGUCGCUGCUGCAGUGCAUUCAUGUACUGUUGUGUACUGCUGGCUCUCUUUCUGGUGGCUCUUUUCCGUAUCGCACUACGAACUCAACACGAUGAUGGAAGAAAAGGACAUGAUUCCACCCUGGCUCCUCAGGACGUGGAAUUUGACAACAUGUUGGAAAAGGCUGCCUAUAUCUUGCUGAUUUUGUUCGCGGCGUUAUCCUUUUACUUUUUGUAUUCAGCAGUCAAUCAUCGCCUCCACUUGAGACGAGCUCUCAUGUGCAAGAUGUACGAAGAACGCGGUGAGCCAGAAAGCCGAGUCGAAACGGAGGUGCCAACUGCCGCCACACCUCUGGUUCCCAGCAACAACAACAACAAUCUGCAAACCUUCUUGCAAGCAGAAGAAUCCUACAUGGUGUCGUCGACUUCUGUUUGUGGAUGCCUUGGCAUAGAUGGAACUCCACCAGGCAACAACCCAGCAGCAGCGGACACGUGCUAUUGGAUGUGGAAGGCACUCGGGGCCAUGUUUUGUGGAGCCUGUUGUAGUUGUUGGUGUCAAUGCUGUGGAUUGUGUGCCAUGGCACAAGAAGAUCGAGAAUUGCAACGCAUGUUGCCAAAAAAGAACUUUCAAAUGGACUAUAUUACAUUUCAACCCUUUGAAGCGUACUUUCCCAAGCUACAGCAAUUGCGAGACGACAGAGUCAACAAUCCCUUUGCUCACAUGAAGGAGCUGUCACAGCUUUCCAGUCAUCUGACGCGUAUUUUUCUGAUUGUGUUGGCAUUCCUGGCGGUGCUGGCACUUUCCGGGUUGGAUCCUUUGUUUCAACUGCCGAAUCUUGGGGUUGUCGGUUUGCUAUUUCUACAAGCUUUUAUCAUUAUCACAUUGGUUCACUGGAUCUGGAACCGAUUUGAUAUAUCCUUUGAUGCGCUUGUCAAGUUCUUUGCUAGUGGUUUCCUACUGGGCACAACAAAUGCGUUGGUGUAUGAAACAAUCGUGUCUACCCUAUUGAGUGCAGGAGGAAUCGUUCUUGGCUGGGUUUGGCUCUUCUUUAUGGUAUUGACUGGCACAGUGGAUGUCGAUGAUGAUGACAAUGCUCCCAGUACCGGCUCCUCUUUGACUUAUGCGCUCAAUUACUAUGCAAUGAAAGCGCACAAAGAAGACCCCACACUGGAGGCUCCAGUGCUCCCUGCGUGGGUGCUAGUCAUCAUGGCGUUCCUGAACGCUUUUGUUGUUGCUGCAUUGGUGGAAGAGACCGUGAAGUACUUUGGUUACUGGAUGGUGGAACACCCCGACUUGAUGGUUCCAUGUGAGGCACCUCCUACUCAUAGCGACGAGAAUGGCAAUAAUGAUCGGGGUGAAGCUUCUGAGGCUGAGGUUUCCACUGAUGGCUCCAGUCUCACCGUUCCAACCUCUCGGUCCCUCAGAUCUGUCGGAGCUGGAAUCACAAUCGCCAUGGUUACGACCGCUUGUGGGUUUGCGUGCUGCGAAAACUUUCUCUAUGUGUUCUUUUACAGCGGCCCGACUUCAGCAGCGCAAGAAGUGGGAACCUUGGUGGUCCGGUCCAUGUUUCCUGUCCAUCCUCUUGCAGCUGCCCUUCAAUCCAUUGGCGUUUGCCGUCGUGAUCUAGAGAAAGAUCACUCAAUGGGCAUGGGAAAGGUUCUUUUGCCAGCGCUCUUGCUACAUGGAUUCUUCGACUUCUCUCUCAUGUUCCUUCAAUUGUUGACCCAGUCAUCAAUACUGGGAUGGGUGGGAAGCUGGUUUAUUCAAUCCGCGGUCGGAAAAGUUCCCACAGAACCAAGCACACCACUUGACGAUCCUUCACAAGAGGAAGUGACAGCAUCGAUGGCUGCAAUGACUUCCUGCGUGAUGACUGUGUGCGUCGGUUUUAUCUACUACUUUGCCAUGGCCAUUGCGCAGAGGAAACGCCUCGUUGAGCUUGACGAGGAGAGGCGACGAACCGACGGAUAUGAGCAGCUUCAUUGAUGCACACGCUUGAAAGUGUCAUUCGUUGGUGUACGAAAUUCAUCGUUGAACCAAUGACCAGGGUGCCUUGAAGCUUGGCAUGCAAGCAGAUGCAACCAAGGGAAUGGAAUCUUUGUUUCCUGCUCUGCUGCACCAGCCAGUGCCCGUGGCUGCAGACAAGGUUCGCUUCUAUGGAAACCUGGAGUUGGCUACUAUCCACUACAAUUCCACUCCACUUGCAUUCAAGUUGCAACCGAACUCACACCAAAAGGCACUGAUAAUGGUCUAUAGCUUUUGGUCUCUUCGACUCUACUGUAUGCCACUGUGACGCUAGCCAGCGGUACCGUAACGGUACAGAUUGAAUUCUUGCAACAUGCGUACAUGUACUGUACAGUCCAAUAGCCUCCUGAUGUACCGGUAGACUAUCGUACAUGUACUAGCUAGCAAAGCAGAGAUGCAACCCAAAAGCCGGUAGACGGCUGCCUUCUCCAUGAAGCAAGGGCCAGUGAGUGGUUGCUUGCAUAUCUUGACUAAGCUGGGAGUGCAAAGCAGCCAUGCUGGUUGAGAAAGAGGCGAUACAAGCAGAUGGUAGAGAAUGAAAUCAAUUUUGCUCGGGUUUCGGUCUUGGUGUGCAAGCUGUAAUGCUCUUGAUCGCGAAGCACAAACGCACAAACAGCCCCUCACCAAGUCGACAGUCGUUUGCGGGAGGGUCUCUUCGUGAUGCACAUCGCCACAAUCUACGCAAGAAAAUUUGCUGGUGCUUUUGUCGGUAUGUGGAAUAUUAAAAAGACCACUCAUAGUACAUGUUCCGGUACAGUCUGUUCUCUCUCAUAUUUACUUUCUUUAUCC